Arabidopsis lyrata subsp. lyrata is the source of this 1161-nucleotide messenger RNA. RefSeq names its product F-box/kelch-repeat protein At4g39560. Gene Ontology annotation, molecular function: protein binding. The record is from RefSeq and is a predicted model, not a curated record. The coding region runs from base 1 to 1161 and encodes 386 amino acids. The transcript has a single exon. Lineage: Eukaryota; Viridiplantae; Streptophyta; Magnoliopsida; Brassicales; Brassicaceae.
AUGUCCAAUUCCGCCGCCAAAGAAUCUCCGUCGUUUCCGUUAUCGUCAUUACCAGAUGAAGUGGCUUUGAGCUGUCUAGCUCGAGUCCCGAGAUCGGACCACUUAGCCUUAUCUCUCGUCUGCAAAAGAUACCGUUCUCUCGUACUAUCCCCUGAGUUCUACAAGAUGCGAUCACUAUUGGGUCGCACAGAGAAGUGUAUCUACGUAUGCGUAAGUCCCCAUCCUAACUCAACCCCUCUCUGGUUCAUCCUCCGCCCUGAAAAACCCAAAACCCUAGAAACCUCCGCCGUGAAUCCUCGUCUUAUGCGUCCGAUCCCUUCGUUCCCCUUUCAGCCUCCGCGAACAUCCUCGGUGGUGGCACUGGACUGGGGGAUUUAUGUAAUCGGUGGAUUUGGGUUAAACGAGAAGCCCACUUCGGAUGUCUUGCUCUUGGAUUGUCGGACUAACACGUGGCGCCGAGUCCCUUCCAUGAGAGUGGCUCGAUUUAGUCCUGGGGCUGGAGUCAUGGACGGGAAGAUAUACGUGUUCGGUGGCCGACCAGACGAUGAUUCCACCAACUGGGGAGAGGUGUUUGAUCCAAAGACUCAAACUUGGGAUACUUUAGUGCCAUUGCGGGAUAGGAGUGAAAAAGAUGGUUUCAUCCGCGAGAGCCUUGUUAAGGAGGACAAGGUUUAUGGAGUGAAAUGGUUUGAAGGAAGUGUUUAUUACUCUCCUAGUGAUGGUAAAUGGGGAAGAACGAAUAGGCCAGAUCUUUUAAGUUAUUGUGUAGUUGAGGAAUUGUUAUACGGUUUUGAUAUGAGCUUCGGGCGAGUGUUUUGGCGCGAGUCUGAUGAAUCGGAAUGGAAGAUAGUUAAGGGUUUGGAAGCUCUGCAGAUGAUUUUUCAUGGGCAGUUUUUUGGUAACUCUAUGUUCUCUAAGAAUAUCAGCCAAGUGAACUCUUUUGGUGUGAACGUUGUUCUCUUCUGGCUUGAGCGUAGUGAUGAUGAUGAGAGAUUGGAUGUUUGGUGUGCCGAGGUUUCGUUCGAAAGACGAGAGGAGAAAGGGGAGAUUUGGGGUACGAUUGAGUGGAAGGAAGCUGUCACAACAGUUGAUCGUGCUCCUUUUGGUCCCUUUGGUGGCGAUCAUAAUAAGGUUUUGUAUUCUGCUACCGUCAAUAUCUGA